AUGCUGCAGCAUACUGGUAAUCAUGCGCAAUCAGCUUCGAGCGAUCCUCAAACCUUUCCUCUCGACGGUCCCGGUCCCGAACAGAUUUCCUUGCCUUUACCUAACGGCCGUCCUCCAGUCGUCGCUUCCGUCCAUACAAGGGAUGCGUCGGUGACCAGAGGGAGGCCUCAGCAAUCAAGCACACAAAACUAUGGCGCCACCUACGUGCCAUCGUCACGCGCAGGCUCUGCGCAGCCACAGCCACAAGGAACAGACAGCGGUGGGAGUUCGAGGGGUCCUUCGGUAGAUACUACUGGUCUGCAAAGACGGACAUCGAACAACUAUGGCCAUCACCGGCAAACGUCCGUCAUACAUGGCCUCCAGCAUUCCAGGAAUCCCAGCUUCAACACUCCCUCCGGCGCAACUCCCCUUACUCCAGAGUCGUCCCUCAGUGGCCCAGGCCAUGCAAGAUCACAACACCAGACCCGGCGAGGGCAGUAUGCUGCAGCGGAGGGGUCUUCCAAUUUCACGAGCCCGGGUUCGCCCUUACAAGGCCACUCGCAGGGCCAGUCGAUCGACUCUUUGUUGGACGGUCCAGUCCCGGUGCACGAGUCGGGACAGCCACAGCCCAGGCGGCGCAAAGAGCAUUCGCGAACUCGGCGAGGCCAUGCAUAUCAAUCCUCUAGUGUCCACCAGAACGAACCACGUACACCCGGGGAAUAUGCGCUCCAUCACCUCUUUCAUGCUUUUGUGCUACGAGCCGAUCAGAGAAUCAAUCAUUGUCUGUCAUUGCUUGAGACUGUGAACACACCGGUUGAGUUGGCUUGUGGACCUGGCGUCGAUCCAGGCUUUGAUCAAUUAAUAUCGUCACUGGGCCAUAUCUCCCGGCAGGGACCGAAACCCCUGGUGGACAGUUUGAUGUUAUGGCGCAAAGGCAAAGGUGACGCCGCCGCCAAUUUGAAAAAGCAGGUCUAUCAACAGAGACUUCAACAAGGACUGACGACGAACACUCUCCCAAUUUCGCUACCUAGACGGCACACAGAACCGUUGCAGGUCCCAGGAGAGCCUGGCUUGUCAACAGUCGGCACGGACAGUCCACUCUCGUCAGAGGACACGCUUACGCAGGAGUAUAUUCUAGCCGACCGAAGAGCCACGAUUUCCGUCUACAUACUGUGUCGCGUCUUGAUCGCAAUUUUCGAGCAGAGUAACCUGGCGGCAAUCACACAAGAUCUUGCCAAUAAACUCGAAGAUAUAGUAUUCACGCAGAUUAGGGAAGUUGAACCCAACCAGAUCUUAUCCUCAAGCAUUCGCCUCGCCAAUUGGAGAAUCUAUGGUCAGGUACUUGGUCACAUGAGUCGCCUCGACUUCCUCAAUGUCACUCUUCGCUUCACACAACAGCUUGACACAUGGCAGCAAGAAUUUGCAAAGACACCUGGGACUGCAGCCGCAAGAGACAUAGAAUCCCGGCUCGAGUUAUUGUUGCUGAGCAUGCGCCAUCUCCAUAUAGCCGCGAGGCGGGAGGCCGUGCAACCAGUCGUUGACUUCUUGAGAACUCUGGCCGGACUGUUCUCUGAUGCUCACGGCCCUCGAGUGAAGCAGGCGUACUGUCAGCUUUUCGAGCGUUUGUUGACUGCUGUCGCAAGCAGCCCCGAAUGCUUCCAGACCAACUCGAAAUGGAGAGAUCUCAUCGAUGCAAUAAACGCCCGUCUAUCAAACAUGAUGGUCAAAGUACGUCACUGGUAUACAGGCUUUCCUGUCUCGAUACUGCUGCUCUGUAUUUCUCCACUAGAAACUUUCUCCACGCAGUGGGGAUCACUGUUGUCGGGUAUGCCAAUGAAAUUGAAGGACAAGGCUUCACGCGGUCUUGCUCUGCAGGCCAUAUGUCAAUUGACCUGGACAUACUUUAUGCGCGUACCUGAACCCGCGGCAACCAGAGUCCGGCGCAUAGAGGAGGUAUUGAAACUUGCUCUUCCGCAAGGAAAGAAAACACAUGUCAGCUCAGAGCAGUCUGUUUCGACACCACUUGUGCAUCUCAUGAGAAUCAUUGGCUUUGCUGCACAAGAUAUCUGUUUCAAGUCAAUCAUCUUCCCUCUGGUACACUAUGACAAAUUCCAAUCGAGUCGGUCGCUCAAGAUUGAGGACAUGGAACCUGAAAGAAUGGUCGUUGGGAUACGAGCCUUCCUUGCCGUCAUAGCUGACCUCGAGAGAGAUGAUGAUCGGCCUCCUCCGUUUCCAUCUUUCAACAUCCAACCGCCAACAGGUGAGGGUCUUCCGGGAUCUCCGUUGAGCAUGAGAAACAACGUAGGCCUGGACUCGCCAACGCGGACGACAUUCGAAGAAGAAACCCUUUCCUCUUUACCAGUGGACACCAGUAAGCUUGAUGAUAAUGCGAGACAAUACUAUCUACAGUUUUGCCAGAUCCUGGGAAAGAUCACCAUUUUGUGUGACAACACUUUUGGUGGUCAGGCGGCACUGAACGAAAAAUUCUCUACACCUACAACGACCCUGACGCCAAAGACGCCGUUGGUGGAUGCUUUCACCAUCAAGCGCGAACAGGAGGGACCUGGGCCAGAUCAGAGGCAUAUGUAUUACGAACUGCUUCAUGUGGCCAUACAGGCUCUCCCGCGUUGCUUCACGGAUCAUAUUCCCUUGAGCCCCUUGAUCAAUCUUUUGUGUACAGGGUCUGCUCACGUUCAAGCAAACAUUGCAGCUUCAGCCACCCAGUCUCUCAAAGCCAUUGCCCGACAAGGCCAUGCUCAGGCCGUUGCCAUUGCUUUUCCACGGUUUAUCUUCCAUUAUGAUACGCAAUACUCGACAAUGUCAGAUGAAGGUCGUCUCGGACCAGCACAUAUCGAGUCCACUCUCACAUUGUAUCUGGAUCUCCUCCAGAUAUGGACGGAACAAUUGAAGCAAAAGACGGUGGCCAAAACUGCUGAAGCAAGAGGCGCCAAUUCCUCGCGUGCGCUGCAAAUGGAGCUCACGAACGUCAUUCCCCAUGUGGAUGAAAUUGAAGCCUACGGUCUCUUUUUCCUUUGCUCUCAAUCCCGCCGAGUACGAGCGUUUGCGAUCAAGGUUCUCCGGCUGGUCCUUCAGUUUGACAAAGUUCUUGGCCAGGACGUGCCAUCAAGGAUCAUCAGACUUCUAGAAUUACAAUCGUCCAAAAUUCUCGAUUUGCAAGAAGAGGGUCUGAACGUUGCCGAAAGAAGUCGUUUGCAGAAAGAUAAAAGUGCCAGCCCAGAUUCGAGCACAUUGAUCGAGAUCUGUAGCUCUGAGGUUUCUUAUGAUUCAACACUGUGGUUAAAAGCAUUUCCCAACCUCAUUCGGGCGGUUUUUGACGCUUGCCCGAACGCCAUCGCUCUCUGUCGGGGCACUGUGACCGACAGACUCGUGUUGAUGCAACGUGAUAUAGAGAGUUUCUCGGACACUGGAGCAGGAAAUCCUGCCGCGUACGAAUAUCGCAUGCAGGGUCGCAGUUCUGCAACCUCGGCAGAGGUUCUCUUCGAACAGUGGAAGCUCUAUCUAAUCAUGGCGUGUGUCACCCUCAGUUCUCCAGGUGCACAAUCUCAAAGUCAGCUGGCUGAUGCUGCGCAUGCUCGAAAGACAUCAAAGGGCGCUACCGCAACUCAAGACAAGCUGAGCUCCGCUCGAGCAUUGUUCUCUGCAAUUAUCCCGAUGCUAGGGGCCUCACCGGAGGCCAUUCGAGAUGCUGUGGUGUCGGCGCUAGGGUCAAUAAAUCGCAAGCUUUGUCGUACUCUUCUUGAGUCCCUUCAGUAUGCUGUCAUCAAAUGCAACGACGAGGCAAAAGCAAGGAUCAACCAUCAAAGAACCCCCAGCAGCCCACAACGAUCUCAACAAACGGAAAGGUUGCGCACAGAAGUCACACAUGUUUACAAACUCACGGCAGCCUUCCUGAGGUACGAGGAUAUCUACACGGACGAAUGGAUAUUGCAGAACUUGGUCAACUAUAACCGAGAUCUACGCAUCUUCCUGAGUGACACGGAUGUGCAGAAUGACUGGCGUUUUCAGAAGCUGAGAUAUCACUACUGUGGCUUGAUUGAGGAAAUCUUCGAGGGCGUCAACAGAUCUAAAACCCCAACUCGCUGGAUGCCUUUUGAAGCACGGAAAUCAGCGUUCGCCUUGAUGGAAGACUGGUGUGGCUAUUCCGCUGAACAGAACCUCUUCGACCCAAAUCACAAUCAUGGGAGAGACUAUCAAGACCGUCUCAACGCCAACGCCGCUGCUGAAAAGGAAAGAAACAAUCUGAAGGUGGCCGCGUUGAGCGCAAUGGCGACUUUGUGCGCGGGACCCAUCAGCAUCGUGACCGAUAGUCAUGCUCUCCUCUCUUUCAAUGUGCAACGGAUGCUAUCAUGGGUCGAUGGCAUCUUUUCAACGAACAAUCACAAAAUGCACACCAUUGGUCGAAGGGCGCUGAGAUUGUUAUUGGUGAACAAUCCGGAGCAUCUUGUGCUUGCCGAGCAUGCGAUCGAACAGUGCUAUCGGACCGAGUCCUCUUCAAUGGCCCUGGAGAGCUACUUCGGCGUCGUGUCUGACCUGUUGAUUCAACAAACCGAUUACCCCUUACCGUUCUGGAAAAUCCUGAGUAUCAUCGUGCUGACCUUGGGAAACGAAAACCGCGAGAUCAGGAUGAAGUCGGCUCAUCUUAUUCGCACAUUGGAUGAUAGACAGCAGAAGAGCUCAAAUCUUCAAGAUUUUGAUAUCAGCAUAUCUGACAAGACUCGAGCGGUCUACAAGUUGGCCCAAUUCGAAUACUCAAAACGACUUUCCAAAGCAAACUCGGACAUAGCUUUCUUGAUCUUCUCCGAAUUCUCUCUUCAUUACAAGUCUGCACGGAAUGACCAUCAGCGCAACAUGGUGGUUGCAAUUCUACCGUGGGUACAGACACUCGAACUUCAGGUCGACCCUGGAACUGGCGGGCCAACGGCGAUCUCGUACAUGCUUCUGGCCAACAUGUUCGAAAUAACAAUAUGCUCCAGCAAUGCCAUGCACAAUGAAGUCCAAGCAUUGUGGCAAGCUCUUGCGACGGGGCCUCAUGCUGGCAACGUUCAAUUGAUUCUCGACUUCGUUAUCUAUCUCUCCCUAGAUCGAAGAGACCAAAACUUUGUCGAAUAUGCUAAGCAAAUCGUGGUCUACUUGUCAUCCACACUUGCAGGAUCAAGAGUGCUCGAGUUCUUUUUAUUGCAAUUGACGCCCAAGAACAUGGUCAAUGACAGAUCGCACGCCGAGGUUGUGCUGCCUGACACCCGAGACAUGCCAUACGUUGCAGAUUUAGGGUCUCUCUUGCCAAUGGGUAGCAAGCAAGUCGGUUUGUCGUUGGGACAAGUGUCCUUGAUCUUCUUGGUGGAUUUGGUGGUGUCCCCCGUGGUUCUGCCAAAGGACGAAGCCAUCAAGCUAAUACAUACCGUGCUGAUCUUAUGGGACCAUUACACAAGCUCGGUUCAGGAGCAGGCCCGAGAAAUGUUGGUACAUCUCAUACACGAGUUAGUCACCACGAAGAUUGACUCGCAGAUUCUCAUCUCAGCCAAGUCACAAAUCGAAGGACUAGUUGAGGCGGUGCGUACCAAUGAUGUUCGUGUGAGUUGGUCAUACGAAAAGAAUACGAGGAAAGACGAGGAUGAUGGUGGCAGCAGAGUACCACCAGCAAUGUCUACUUUGACCGCCGAAAUUGUUGGUAUCUUCGACCUUGCAUUCGAAAACUUCAGCGAGGCAUGGGCGAAAGAAGCUUUGCACUGGGCAUCCAUUUGCCCUGUACGGCAUUUGGCGUGUCGGUCAUUCCAAGUAUAUCGGUGCAUUUCCGUCAGCCUGGAUGCCAGGAUGCUUGCGGACAUGCUGGCCCGCCUUUCCAAUACCAUUGCCGACGAGCAAACAGACUACCAGACUUUCUCUAUGGAAAUAUUAACCACCCUUAAAGUCGUGAUUGGAGCCCUGGAAUCGAAGAAUCUCUUGCGAUAUCCGCAGCUUUUCUGGACCACUUGCGCGUGCCUCAACACAAUCCAUGAAAGGGAAUUCUACGAAACCUUGGGAAUGCUAGAAAAGUUCAUCGAAAAGCUUGAUCUGUCUGCUCCAGAAGUCACAGAAGCGAUGCUGAAAGGGCAGCCAGCAAAAUGGGAGGGACGUUUCGAGGGGGUGCAAAGCUUACUUUACAAAGGCCUCAAGUCCGCCGACAGUCUGGAUAAGACACUUUCUAUCCUUCACAAACUGGCCGAACUUCCAGAAUGCGACUUGGUGGGGCAUGAGGAUCGGCUUCUCUAUUGUGUCCUGGCCAACUUGCCACGAUUUCUCCAAACAUUCGAGCUCGAGACUGUCGACGCGGUUUCCUUCAUGGCUGCAGGGCGACUCGCACAGGUUGCAGACGAUGAGGGCCACGAACUUCUUUCGACCUGUCUCCAGCGCUUUGCUGAUAAAGAGAUGUCAACUAGUCGGGAGAUGCUGUCCGCCGCCAUACAAGCCCUGAAGGCGUCCUAUUUCCCAACCCAUGAUGCUCGAAGCUUGAUAUUCAUGAUUGGUCUGCUGACGAACAAGACCCCCUGGUUUAGGGUCAAGCUCAUGGACGUUUUAUGUGAAUUGAUUCCGCUCGUCAACAUGAAGAAUGUAGCCAUCACAUCGCACGGGCCAGAUCUCAUUUCACCACUUCUGCGAUUGUUGCAGACUGAGCAUUGUACGCAAGCUCUAGAGGUCAUGGACUACAUUAUGGAAGUGGCAGCGACGCCAAUGGAAAAGCAUCACAUGCGUAUGAGCAUGACGACAGGCUCCGCAAAGGCGAUUCGAAAAGAGUAUGAGCGCACUCAAAGUCUCUACGGAAUCCCGCUACCAUCCGGAUGGUCCAUUCCGAUGCCCGCAAUCUAUUCGAGUAUGACGAGGAAAAACGUCCAUGCAGUCUUCUAUACCUGCGGAGACUCCGAGUCUCUAAAGGAGCAAGAGACUUCCACGCCUGACGUUAAAUUCCAAGGAGACGAUGGUUACACUGAUUCGUACUUCCCACCUCAGAGCAGAGCAGACACUAUCAGAUCAAUGGAAGUGGCUGCCGAUACUAACGUCAGUGAUCUCAUGAAUACCCUUGACAGUCUUGACGACUUUUUCGACGAUGUCGAUGGAGAUGGUCUUCUAAUCCCGACUGCUGCAAGUCAUUUGGGUGUGGAUAAUCUGACCUUACCUCCUUUGACGGAGCAAAGCACAACUGUGUACGACGAGCAAACUGCUCCGAUACUGCGUCAAAGCCUUGGGAGAUCCUCAUCACAAGUUGAUGUGCAGGAUGGCUUCACGGAAACUGGGCCACUGCCAGCCAUGACGCAACGUGGUCAGCUAAGUAUGUAUGCUGGCCAGAAUGGUGCAGCCCAAACAUCCUUCUCUUCAAUUGACGAACUUGGGGGUCCAGGACCAUCAUUACCAACUUCGACAAGAAAGCCAGUUUUGCAGACUGUAACAAGCCCACAGUCUAGGCCGGGACUGCACGCUCGCUCCAUCACUUCUCCUGCCAAUCAAUUCCCAAUGUCACAACCGACAUCAAAUGCAUUUUAUCCCAUGCCUUCUGGGCUUGGGAGGUCGCAGGACGAUUAUGCAGACCAGUAUGAUGACGCCGUGCUGUCGGAUGGCGAAAACAGUCCAUUCCCAUCUUUGAACAUGACAGCGACAAGCUCGUCCAGGAUUUUGUCGGGGCCCGGACCUGAGUAUCAAGCCACUCCAACCUCUGCAACUGAAGGUGGAGGGUCGUUCAGUCUACAGAGUAUGAGGCGUGGCAUGCGCCGUCUCACUGGUGGUAAGAGUGAAAGCCAGAAGGAGAAAGAAAAAGCUAGGGAUGUCACUCGUCUACGUGGACAAUCAGGAGGACAAAACCUGAUACCUGCAACGAUUCUGAGCCCCAGAGUGCCGAAGGUGCCUCUGGAAUAUCUCAAUGCCAGCAAUCUAAGUGGCAUGAGUCCUACCACCCCACCAGGUAUAUGA
Messenger RNA from Exophiala viscosa, 7938 nucleotides. RefSeq names its product cell morphogenesis N-terminal-domain-containing protein. Bases 1 to 7938 code for a protein of 2645 amino acids. NCBI's taxonomy places the organism in Eukaryota, Fungi, Ascomycota, Eurotiomycetes, Chaetothyriales, Herpotrichiellaceae. The transcript is spliced from 2 exons. Gene Ontology annotation, cellular component: site of polarized growth; cell cortex. The record is from RefSeq and is a predicted model, not a curated record. Gene Ontology annotation, biological process: cell morphogenesis.